CAGAAGUAAUGUCGAAACCUGUAAAAUCACCCUAUCCAAGAGCCAAAAUUGAUUUGCCAGGUUCGUACCGUUCAGGUCCUAAGGGGUCUCAAAGGCCGGGAAGGGAGACAUUGUUUCCCGAAGGAUCAAAUUCAAGGUCAAGGUUACUGCAGCAACAAGAUCCCUCUCAGUUUAGAUACAACCCUGAGAGUGUGAAUAGCGACAAGCCUGAAGUUAGCCGUUUGCGUCGGUGGAUAUAUCGGAAUCCUCGCAGAUUUCAGAUUAUUGGUCUCAGUCUUGGGCUCACAAUUUUCUUCAGUCGUCCUUUGUAUGACAUAUUUUUAAGAGAACAUAUUGAAGGCCCAUUUGUAAUCAAAAUGGAGUCUGUUAAGAAGGCACAAAAUCGUCUGCGAAAUUACCCUAAACUUGUUGCAAACUGUGCACCUGUAGCAACUGAAUAUGCACGUUGUGUGGCUUUGAAAGGAAAUGUACUGAAAGGAGAUUGUGCUCAAGAGUUUGAAGCAUUUAAAAGGUGUAUUUUAGAAUCUGCCAAAAAAAUGAAAACAAAAAUUUGAAUUGGAAAUACUAGGCAAAUUGGAUACUGCAGUAAACCUGAAUAAAGAAAAUACUAUA
Messenger RNA from Penaeus vannamei (Pacific white shrimp), 612 nucleotides. Lineage: Eukaryota; Metazoa; Arthropoda; Malacostraca; Decapoda; Penaeidae. The record is from RefSeq and is a predicted model, not a curated record.